Molecule: messenger RNA, 4986 nt
Organism: Lactuca saligna
Lineage: Eukaryota; Viridiplantae; Streptophyta; Magnoliopsida; Asterales; Asteraceae
Source: the annotation of a GenBank genome assembly
AAAGAGAGAGAAAAUGCGAAUCCGUCUCUUCAUACCCAAGACGCCGAACGGUGAGCUGCAACACCACCAACCACCACCGUCGCUGGAAACCUCGAGAUUUGAACUCGAACUCUUGCCGUUUUUUUCUAGCUCAUUUGAAGUAAGUCCAUCUUUCUCUCUCCAUAUCUGUAUCCUAUCUCUAUGCAUCUGUGGAUAUGAAACUAGGGGUGGGAUUUUCUUUGAAUUGAACUGCUAUAUACGUAUCUACACGUAUAUACAUGGGGCAUAAGAAGCGGAACGUUGCCACUCGCUCCAAAGCGGCGACAGCUGCUGUUAAUACUCCUCCAGCCCCGCCGUCGUUUCCAAUCGGUAACGACAGCAGCGAUGGUGUUGAGGCUAGUUCACUCUCUACGGGACAUAAUUUAGGUGUGCAUUCGUCGACUGUUCAAAUAGUACAACGAAAAACUGAUGUUCCUUUAGCGAUUGAAUCGGAUAGUUACUCUACUGUGAAAGUCGAGUGUGAGAAAGCCUUAACUGCACUCAGACGGGGGAACCAUAAAAAAGCCCUACGCUUGAUGAAGGAGAUGUGUGGAAAACAUGAGAAUUCGAAUCAGUUGGCGCUGAUUCAUAGGGUGCAAGGAACCAUCUGUGUUAAGGUUGCUUCCAUUAUUGAUGAUCCCAAUGCAAAGCAGCGGCAUUUGAAGAAUGCAAUUGAUUCGGCUAAAAAGGCAGUGAUGUUGUCACCAAGUUCAAUUGAGUUUGCACAUUUUUAUGCAAAUUUGUUGUAUGAAUCAGCUAAUGAAGGGAAAGAUUAUGAAGAGGUGGUGCAAGAGUGUGAGCGUGCUUUGGCUGUUGAGAAUCCUGUAGAUCCAGGAAAGGAGAGUUUACAGGAUGAGAGCCAGCAGAAGAUUUUGUCUGCUGAUGCAAGGAUUGGGCAUGUACAGAAUGAACUCCGGUCAUUGGUUCAGAAGUCCAACAUUGCUUCAAUUUCGUCUUGGAUGAAGAAUCUAGGAAAUGGGGAGGAAAAGUUUAGGCUCAUUCCUCUUAGGAGGGUUCCGGAUGACCCCAUGGAUGUAAGGUUAGUGCAAGCCAGAAGGCCAAAUGAAAUUAAGAAAGCAAAUAAGACAGACGAAGAACGUAAGAAAGAGAUUGAAGUAAAAGUUGCUGCAGCAAGGCUGUUGCAACAGAAGUUAGAGUCAUCUCAAUCCCAAACUGAUGGAGAUAAGAGUUCAGAACUUUCUUCUGGAUCUAGCCAGCGUGUGGGUGAACGGAGGAAGAGUGCAAAGGUGAAAAAGAAUGCAACAUCUGCUGAGAGAAAGGAUUGUGUUCAUCCUUUUUGGAAGUCCAUGAACUUGGAUUCAAAGAAAGACUUGUUCAAGAUUAGUGUAUCAGAUCUUAAGGCUCAUUUUAGAUCACUAAAAGAUGGAUCGGCUUAUGAAGUCAUUUCCGAAGCUUUGUCCUUCGGGGAAGCUAAUAAUAGUUGGAAAUUUUGGAUGUGCUGCAGAUGCAACGAGAAAUUUCCAGAUCCUGAACUGCACAUGCAGCAUGUUAUAAGUGAACACAUGGGUAGCUUAUUGCCCAAUUUGCAGGAAAUGUUGCCUCCAAGUGUAGACAAUGAGUGGACUGAAAUGCUUCUAACAUUCCCUUGGAAAGCACUUGAUAUCAAUGCUGCGAUCAAUAUGGUCGAAAUGCAAUCAGGUUCAUUAGCUGCUAGCUUUGAUGAUAGACCAUAUUUACAUCCUGACAGCUGGCCACUUGCUGAAGAUAUUGAGCGGACAAAGCUACUUGAAAAAAUUCAUUCCUCAUUCCAGUUGCUUAUUAAACAUAAAUACCUUGCAGCUAGUCAUCUUACUAAGGUUAUACACUUUGCAGUGGAUGAGCUACAUUCUCGGCUUAUUAAUUGUGGUGUGGAUCAAUCACCCAUUUGCAUAUGCUUUCUGGGAGCAACUGAACUUAGGAAAGUGCUCAAAUUCUUGCAAGAGAUAUCUCAUUCUUGUGGACUAAGUAGGUAUUCAGAGAAAGGUAAUCUUGUGGAAGACUUGAAUAGGUCCACCCGUGUGAUUGAAAUGACUGAAAAGAUAGUAUUCAGUGAAGAUAGAUCAUGUCUCUUGUUAGAGCCGUGUCUUCUUACUAGCCUUGGCUCUGAAAAUGGGUUGGUAUAUGAUGAUGAUUCUUUAUUGUCAUGGAUAUUUUCGGGUCCCACAAGUGGGGAACAGUUGACAUUCUGGAUGCGGUCUAGAGAGGAGAGAGUGCAUCAAGGAACGGAGACUCUACAGAUGCUUGAAAAGGAAUUUAAUCAUCUCCAUGCGUUAUGUGAAAGAAAGUUAGAGCAUGCAAGCUAUGAAGAAGCUUUGCAGCAAGUGGAAGAUCUCUGUCUAGAGGAAGGUAAGAAAAGGGAAUACUCUACAGAAUCUACACGACAAAGUUAUGAAUUUGUUUUGAGGAAGCGACAUGAAGAGCUUAUGGUGAGCUGCGAUGAUGCCAUGCCACCUGUCAACAAAUUUGAGGUGGAUGCCUUGGCAAAUGUUUUAAAAGAAGCUGAAUCUUUGAAUGUUAACCAGUUUGGGUUUGUGAAUUCUCAUCUAUGUGACUUGGAAUCUGGUGAAGAUGACUAUCUGCAUCAAGUGGAUUCUUGUAUAGAAGUUGCAAUCCAGAAGCAGAAAGAACAGUUGUCGAUUGAGAUACAGCUCAGCAAAAUUGAUGCAAGAAUCAUGCGAACUGUAACUGGAAUGCAGCAGUUGGAAUCUAAGCUCAGUCCUGCAUCUGUCCAUGAUUUUGGUCUCAUAGUCGUGCCUCUAGUAAAGUCUUUCUUGCGGGCACUCCUAGAAGAUUUAGCAGAGAAAGAUGCCACAGAGAAGGAUUCCAGAAAAAUAAAGGAUGCUAAGGCUAUAAACAAUAGUGAGCUACAUAUUUUAGCCCAUGAGAAUGCAGAAACUGUUGAUGAAAAUGAAGAUGCUUUUAACCAACUGAAAGAUGAAGCAAUGCGUAGAAAAAUUGAGCUUGAAGCUGAGGAAAGAAAGCUUGAAGAAACUUUGGAAUACCAAAGACGGAUUGAGAAUGAGGCAAAACAAAAGCAUCUUGCAGAGCAACUCAAAAAUAAUCAUGCAGACAAUGAGUUAAGAUCUUCAAGGCAGGAACCUCUGAAACAGAAUAAUGAAGGGAUUGCAGAAGAUGCGGUUUUGCUUUUUGAUCAGAAAACAGGAAGAAAAAGUAGGCGCCACAAAAAUGCCACCAAAUUAAUUGAUGGGAAGCAGCAACCUGUGUUGUUGGAGAAGGAAAAUGUUGAAGUUGGACAAAUUCUGCUCAUAAAGGGUGUUGAAGAUGAUAACAAUAGUUCUUAUUCAGGAGAAACUGGAACAAAGACAUUGAGGCAGUUGCAAGCAGAAGAGGAUGAUGAAGAAAGAUUCCAAGCUGAUCUUUUAAAAGCUGUACGCCAAAGCCUUGAAGGGGAAGUCUCUCGUGUAACAUCUAUAGAAGUAUUCUCUGACAAGGCAAAUGCAAAUGCAAGCGAUGUAUAUGGUACAGGCCUGAAGAAUGAAGCUGGUGAAUACAACUGCUUUUUAAAUGUCAUUAUUCAGUCGUUAUGGCAUUUGAGAAGGUUCAGGGAAGAGUUUUUGAGAAGGUCCACAUCAGCUCAUCGCCAUGUUGGCGAUCCAUGUGUGACAUGUGCUUUGUACGGAAUUUUUAUUGCUUUAAAUACGGCUUCAAUGGAGACAAGAGGUGAAUCUGUUGCUCCUACUUCUCUGAGGAUUGCUCUGAGCAAUUUGUAUCCAGACAGUAGUUUCUUUCAGGAGGCUCAAAUGAACGAUGCUUCUGAAGUAUUGGGAGUGAUAUUUCAUUGCCUUCACGAGUCAUUUAUAUCUGCUGAUUCUGAUAUGAAACAAGUGGAAAGCAAUGGCAAUGUGGCAGGUGGUUGGGAAUGUGCAAACAGUGGGUGUACAGCACAUUCUCUUUUUGGAAUGGACAUUUUUGAACAGAUGAAUUGCUACAAUUGUGGGUUUGAAUCUAGACGAAUGAAAUACACUACUUUCUUUCACCAAAUCAAUGCCAAUGCCCUCAGGACUAUGAAGGUUAUGUGUCCAGAGAGCUCCUUUGAUGAGCUGUUAAACCUUGUUGAGAUGAAUCAUCAGUUAGCUUGUGAUCCUGAGGAUGCUGGAUGUGGGAAGCUUAACUAUAUUCAUCAUAUUCUUUCUACUCCACCUCAUGUUUUCACUACAGUGCUUGGAUGGCAGAAUACUUGUGAAAGUGUUGAAGAUAUAAAGGCCACAUUGGCAACCCUAGCUACUGAAAUUGAUAUCAGUGUUCUUUACCGUGGCCUUGAUCCCAUGAACAGGCAUUGUCUAGUUUCAGUGGUGUGUUAUUACGGGCAGCACUACCAUUGCUUUGCCUACAGUCAUGAUCAUCAACAGUGGAUGAUGUAUGAUGACAACACAGUCAAGGUGAUUGGAAGGUGGGAAGAUGUCCUUACAAUGUGUGAAAAAGGACAUCUGCAACCCCAGGUUCUUUUCUAUGAAGCUGUACACUAAAUAGCAAACCAUUCAGACAUUAUUACAUUUUUUGAUGGUGAUAGACGGAUAUGUGGAGUUACACAAACACAAUCAAUGUAUGUGCAUUUUAGCAAACCAACGGAUACAUACACAAAAAACAUGACAAGAAAGAGAGAUGCUGUUAGUUAUAUGUAUUAGUAUAAAGAAAUUUUGUAGGAGAAACUGAAAUUGGCCUUCCCAGCAAAGUUUUGAUCUGGAAUUUGGAAAACAAGAAAAUGUAAAUUGUACUAAGAUGGGUCAAUGUAAGUGGCUAAGCAAUAGUUAUGAAUGUGCCAUAGACUCUCUGCUUUUUACAAUUUUGAAAGAGCUACUGUAUAGAUCGAUCAUACUUUUGAUAAGAUGAUGAAAACUCGGGUUUUGGGUUACCCAACAUGUAUUCACAUUUCAACUCUUGUACUAUUGGACUUGUGAUUAAAAUCAAAUAAUUAAGUGAAGAAAGCCCGUGUGCUCUUCUUUCCCA